UCUAUUUUUAUUUCCUCUCUCUCUCUCUCUCUUCCCUUUCAUUCAAAUCCGGCUGCGGUCGCCUCGGAUCUCGUCCUCUCUCUCUCUCUCUCUCUCUCUCUCUCCCUCCUAUUCUCACAAACCCUAAUCUCGUUCAAAACCCUAGCUCCUCGCAUCACUCCAUCAAAAUUCCUUUCAAUUUUCAAAAUAAGCGUGGGAUCGCCUGCAAUUUGGUGGCCCGCGCCUCCGAUCUGAUGUUAAUUAUGAAAUUCUGUGGAUCCAGAGGACCAUCAUGUUGAAAGAAAGAAAUGACGCAACAUUGCUUUAAUGAUUCAAAGUUGUAUGAGGGUUCUGCUUCAUCUAGCCCUUAUCCUUUAUCUUCACAACAUCGACAAAUUUCUAGUUUGAGCCACAAAAACAUCUUUCGGUUGUUAUCAUGGAGGGAAAUCUCUCCACGUGCAAGAUAUUCUUCCAAAAGGCUGCAUGGGGACGCAAAAAAGUUUGGAACUGAUUGUAUUGGGUCCAAAUGUGAAAUAAUAGAUGCAAGACUUGCUCUAAACUCUUGGGUAGAAGCAAAGUCAUUGCAUCAUUUGUCGGCCAAAUAUUGUUCUCUUGUACCACCACCUAGGUCAACCAUUGCUGCAGCAUUUAGUUUGGAUGGAAAAACACUUGCUUCUACACAUGGUGAUCACACUGUUAAAAUAAUUGAUUGUCAAACUGGGAGAUGUUUAAAGGUCUUAAGUGGGCAUCGGCGGACACCAUGGGUGGUUAGGUUUCAUCCGCUGUAUUCUGAGAUACUUGCUAGUGGCAGCUUAGAUCACGAAGUGCGGCUUUGGGAUGCAAACUCUGCUGUUUGUAUAGGAUCACAUGAUUUCUAUCGUCCUAUUGCCUCCAUUGCCUUCCAUGCUCAAGGGGAGCUGCUUGCUGUAGCUUCAGGUCACAAGCUAUUCAUAUGGAACUACAAAAGGGAUACAUCUUCCCCUUCAAUUGUGUUGAAGACUCGGCGUUCCUUGAGGGCUGUACACUUCCAUCCUCACGCUGCCCCAUUUUUACUAACAGCUGAGGUUAAUGAUCUUGACUCCCCAGAUUCACCAUUGGCUCUUGCGACUUCUUGUGGUUAUUCACCAUAUCCUCCUCCUGCUGUCUUUUUUGCGAAUAUCAACUCUAGGCUCUGUCCUCACCUUGAGGCUAACAUGCCUCUUAUACCUUCUCCUUACUUGUUUUGGCCAACAAUUGUAAGAGAUGAUGCUAGAUCAUCAUUGCAGCUGGGUGGCAGGGUUAGUAGCUUAGGCAAUGUUCAGCAACAAACAGAUAUUUCCAGACAGCUACAUGCAAAUGGGGAAAGCCAAUUUACCAACUUAGUGACCCCUAUGGAAAUGUCUCCUGGGGAGCCCUCUAGCACAAGUCUUUCGGCAGAGGAUGCACUUGCUAAUUCUAUGAUCGCUGAAAUGGAAACAGCUCCAUUAAAUUCUUAUAGGGUAGGUGCAGGAACCAGUCAUGUGCUCCCUACCAGCAGGUACCAGCAAGAAAGGUCUAGUGGCAUUGCAGGGCGACCAAAUACUGUUGAGAAUAUAUCAUCUACUUCCCAAGCCAACAGCAUGGGUGUUCAAAUGCCCACUGGCUACUCUAGGCAACUGAUUGAUGGUGCUGCAGUAAGUUCAUAUAACCCUUCUUUUGGUUCCGACCUUCAGGUACUCCUGAGAAACGUAGAAGGUGGACAGGUCCAUCAGAUAGUGCCUAUCAGUGAUCCAUCACGAUGGGAGCUACCUUUUUUGCAGGGCUGGUUGAUGGGUCAAACCCACGCUGGCCUGAACAAUGUGCUUCCUGUUAACAGUAGCCUCCAAGGAGAUCCAUCCAUGGGCCAGGGGACAAGCACUGACUUGUUGACGUCACAUCUACAAUAUCGUCGUAACAUGGAAGCACUGCUAUCUUCUUCAAAUAUGAGAACCACCGUCAGCCAAUCUAGGGGUUCUGGUCGAUCAGGUUCUCGUCAUCGUUCUCGGUCUCAUAUGAUGGCUUCAACUGGUUCUGGAGAAGGUGCCCUGGUUUUAAAUUCGCAAGAUGGUGAAACUGAGCCUCAUUCUGGUCGUACUGGAAUUGGAUCCGAAAUUCCAGCAACACUUCCAUCAGUAGCCGCAGCAGAAUUACCUUGUACUGUGAAGCUAAGAAUAUGGCCGCAUGAUAUGCGGGUUCCAUGUGCAACUCUAAAUCCAGAUAAAUGCCGCUUAACUAUACCACAUGCCGUCCUUUGCAGUGAAAUGGGUGCCCACUUUUCUCCUUGCGGGCGAUUUUUUGUAGCCUGUGUAGCAUGUAUGCUUCCUCAAGUCGAAGGUGAUCCAGGACUUCAGGCACAUAUGCCCCAUGAUGCUGCUGGGGCCAGGGCAUCUCCAACUCGGCACCCUAUUUCAGCUCAUCAAGUCAUGUAUGAGCUUCGAGUUUAUUCACUCGAAGGGGCAACCUUUGGUAAGGUGCUGGCUUCAAGAGCUAUCAGAGCUGCUCAUUGUUUGACAUCCAUUCAGUUCUCUCCGACAUCGGAACACAUACUAUUGGCAUAUGGUCGACGCCAUAGUUCACUUUUGAGGAGCAUUAUCAUUGAUGAGGAGACUGCAAUACCUAUUUACACUAUCUUAGAGGUUUAUAGAGUUUCAGAUAUGGAGCUUGUAAGAGUUUUACCCAGCGCAGAAGAUGAAGUCAAUGUUGCAUGUUUUCAUCCUUUGGUUGGAGGAGGUCUUGUUUAUGGGACUAAGGAAGGCAAGCUAAGAAUUCUAAAGUUUGAUGGUUCACAGGAUGCAAAUUGUACAGGCACUAACUUUUUUCUUGAAGAAAGUAUUCUCGAGCUUCUUUGCAAGACGUUUGCUACAUCCUAACCUGGCCAAAAUGUGAUAUAAUGGUUCCGCUUAUUGGAAAUACAGGUCUCAGGUUUAAUGGGUUGGUUCAAGUUUUCCGUUCUCUUCGAGAAGAUAUGUUGUAUUCCCAUUCAUUUCUUACAGUUGUAAUCUAGGUGCUUCGGAAUCCAAGCUGUGCUGUUGGUUACCGCUACUAAUGUUAUGCUGGAAUUUGUCUUCAGCACCUCCAAUGACCCCUUCAGUUACCGGUCAGUUGCAUGUACAUUAUUAUGUAUCAUUAUAUAUCAUUAUUGUAAAUUGCUAACUUUGAGGACUUGAUAUAAAAAUCAAAUUUGAUGCUGACCUAUCCUGUUCGAUCAUCUAUUGAAGUAUGUUGGUGGUUCGCUGAAUAAAACCUCUUGUAUCGUCUUCACUAAUGAAUGACCUGCAGCCUACUUUCUA
Molecule: messenger RNA, 3266 nt
Organism: Asparagus officinalis (garden asparagus)
Lineage: Eukaryota; Viridiplantae; Streptophyta; Magnoliopsida; Asparagales; Asparagaceae
Exons: 16
Coding region: 288-2846 (852 amino acids)
Biological process (GO): autophagy
Cellular component (GO): intracellular membrane-bounded organelle
Molecular function (GO): protein binding
Source: RefSeq, a predicted model, not a curated record